Molecule: messenger RNA, 1149 nt
Organism: Arctia plantaginis
Lineage: Eukaryota; Metazoa; Arthropoda; Insecta; Lepidoptera; Erebidae
Source: the annotation of a GenBank genome assembly
AUGAAUCUAGCGAAACAAAAACACUUGAAAUUGAAAGUGCUUUUAGAUUACCAGCGUGGUACAAGAGGGGAAGUUAAUUCAGUAUCAUUAUUAAAAGAUUUUAUUGAGGACAAUCCUGAACAAUGUAGUAUAAAUUUGUAUCAGACGCCCAGACUCCAUGGAUCAUGGUCAAAAGCCAUACCAUCUAGAUACAACGAGCUCAUAGGUCUCCAACACAUGAAGCUGUACAUAGCUGAUGACAGAGUGUUGCUGAGUGGUGCAAACUGUUCUAAUGACUACUUCCAACAGAGGCAAGAUCGCUAUAUCGAGAUUGAGGAUGCUGAAUUGGCUAAUUUUUAUAGUGAACUCAUAGAUGAAGUAAGUAACUUCAGCAAGCAAUGUACAAAGUUUGGAAUAUAUGAAAAACAGUUUCCCUCAAAACUAGCAUUUGUGAAAGAGAUGAGGACACGAAUCAGCCUCUUUAUUGAAAGAUGGAAAGACACAAAUUACCCUAAACUGCUUGCUUCUCAAAAUGAUGAGACCAAAGACACAUGGAUAUUUCCUCUUCUACAGAUGGGAGAAUUUGGUAUAAUUCAAGAUGAAGAAGUGACAACAAAAGUCCUAGCAUCUGCCCCCAAAGAUUCCUUUAUUCAGUUGGCAACAGGUUAUUUCAAUUUAACCGAUGAUUAUGCCAGAACAUUGAUAACAGACUGCAAGGCAAAUAUUAGUUUACUGAUGGCGCAUCCAAACGCAAAUGGUUUCGUUGGUGCAGCAGGUCCAGCGGGGGGAAUUCCACAUGCAUACUCUUUGAUUGCUACUAGAUUUUGGAAAAAAGUGGUGGAUUUUAAUCAGACCAGCAGAGUAGAAAUGUUAGAAUACGAAAGACCAGGCUGGACAUUUCAUGCGAAAGGAUUGUGGUAUUACCCCCCUGGGAGUGGAGUGCCGUGGGCCACAAUAAUUGGUUCUGCGAAUCUAGGCGAGAGGUCGGUAAGACGUGAUCUCGAAGCGCAGGCUCUAAUUUUUACUGUUUCCCCUGAUUUACAGAAUAAAUUACGUCGAGAAUCAGAACAGUUGCAUCUUUAUGGUUCAGAGUGUAGCGACGAAUUACAAAAACGAGAGACGCCGCUCUGGGUCCGCGCUACAGUGGGUUUGUUUAAAACUUACUUCUAA